GUGUCAUUGGUACUUGACAGCAUGGCAUGUGUGAUCCCAUUGUAACUUACACCCUGGAGGACUAUCAUUUAUAAAAUAGGAGUUAUGGCCACCAAGGUCCAGCAAAAUGAAACUUCCCCUCCCAAGAAGGGGGUUCAAAAUUCUGGAAUCCUGGGAUUUGAAUGUCCGCAGUUGCCUUCCUGGGAAGUUGAAUCUCUUGAAACUGGCAUGAGAAUGCAGGAAGAAGAGAAUGAAGGACCCAGGUGUCAAUCCCGUUCCAGCAGCCAAGGAGAAUGUGUUCCAGAAACUGAGAGUGAAGGGGUAUCUUCCCUUUUUCUUGAAUUGGAGCAACCUUGCCCACCUCCUCGAAAAACUUCGCGUCAGUAUCUGAAGAAGAUCAUUGCUGAAUAUGAAGCCUUGGACAUGGAAAUGCCUUGCAUCCGCAAGUUUCCUCGGCCGCCUGCUGCCCGACCCCUUUGCCUUUGCUUGGAGAACCCGCCUGAAAAGGAGAUGACGCAUGCUGAAAUCCUAGCAGCCAUAGAAGCUGUCAUUCCCAAUGCCUUUGAAGCAGGUCUGCUACACAGCAUCCAGUUUGAAAACAUCAAUGUAAUCUGUGGAACUGCUGGGCGGAAGAACAGGUGGCUGAUCACAGUAUCCGAUUUCCGAACUCGGAAUCAGCUGUUAUGUUCUGGAUUAACCUUGGAUGAAAACCAUUUUGUGCUGCGACGCUGGGAUAACCUGGUAAUGGAGGACUAUCGCAUGCACCUUCGAAGGUCCUUAGCCCGCCAGCGUCUGCUGGACACACUCAGUGACUCCUGGGAAGCCAGUCACUUGGAUGGCAUCUGACCUCCAGAAAGGAUAUGAAUCCAAAGCCAAGCAAAACAUGAUGAUGAUGUCCUGCUUGUGGAUCUAUCUAAUUUUUCUUUUUCUUAAGUUAGGAGAACGUUUCCCCUGAAAGCUUAUAUUCCUGGCUUUUAUUCUUGGUCUUUCUAAUCACACAUUUGGAAAGAGGGUGCCCCCUACAGGAUCUCUGAAAUAUGUAUUUUCUGCUUUGCCUGCCUGUCUCCAAAGUACACAACUUUGGAAGGAACUGUCACACCUUUGUGAGUGAAGUCUGUGGGAAGAUUUAUUUUCCAAAAUGCUGUUACUGUUUCCCAAUGAAACUGAGGAACAGGACAGUCCUUCUAAUUGUGUGAAAAGCAGAAAAGUCUAGGACAAUGUUUCUCAACCUUGCCAAUUUAAGAUGUGUGGACUUUAGCUGGGAGUUGGAAGUCCAUGUAUCUUAAGAGUUAUCAAGGUUAAGAAAUACUGCUCUAGAAAGACCAUACAUUUGUGGUAAUUGAUUUCUUGCAGCUUAAAUUUCCAAUUGUUGCCAAGUUUGUGUUAGUCUACUUUCUUUUCUGUUAUGGCGAAUUUGUAUAGAUUGAAACAUCAUUGCUUCA
Messenger RNA from Pantherophis guttatus, 1421 nucleotides. It is a transcript of the gene C4H19orf81, whose product is annotated as chromosome 4 C19orf81 homolog. NCBI's taxonomy places the organism in Eukaryota, Metazoa, Chordata, Lepidosauria, Squamata, Colubridae. The record is from RefSeq and is a predicted model, not a curated record.